AUGGACCGCCAGCGCAAGAGAACGCUACGUGACCUGAACCUGCGCGUCUGGUCAGGCGCAAAGGACGUCUACGAAGUAGCAAACUCCCUCGAUUCGUCGCUCAAGAAGAACACUGCGUUUAUUAAACGUUUGAGAACCGGGUUAUCAUCUGCUGCACAAGAUAUCUUCCUUUCCGAGAUCCGCGCGUUGUCCCUUCAAAAAUACCUCUCCGAGAUCAUCUCGGCCACGGCUGAGGGCUUGGGCAAAUUGAAGACAGCUGGAGACAUUGCCGCCGGAGUCGAGGUCGUCAGUGCCCUGCACCAGCGAUUCGGACCACAGGAUUUUACCAAGCAGUUGGCAUGGCUUCUGGGCAAAGGGCUGACCCCGCCAGACAAGGCUCAACUCAAGCAGUGGAGCCCUGAAGUCCGUGAACGCGAAGAGAAGGAACGUCUGGUUCGUCACCGGGUCCUUCUUCGAGUUGUCACCGAGUUUUGGCUGUGUGGUAUUCUUAGAAGUCUGGAUGACGUGGACCGACCAGACGAAGCUGCGGCACGGACCAAAGAUGGCACCUCGCAGCCGGAAGUCAAGCCAAAACAGAUCGCGAACGGCCUUCGACCGGAUACCCAUCUGGACCAGGAGCCGUUCCCCUUGGAGGUCUUGAAAGAGUUGCUUGGCCAUGACCCGGAGCAUGCUAAUUUGAGUUUGGCUGUUCUUUUCGUUAAGAACUUCGCUUGGGACGUUCUAGGCCUCAAACCACCCUCCGACGGCAGCCGGAAGACGGUCGAUGCUGAGGGCCAUAUACUUGAGAACGGUAAAGAUGGUGAGGACUCUGCCGACACGGCUGAGGGAGAUGAGCCAAUUAUUCCUCCACCCAUACGACAACGCUUCGUCAACGUCCUCGAACACUACUUGUCCUCCGUCAAAAAUCACGUCAUCCGGGAUCAACGAUCUCUCAACAACCAGAGCCGUCGGAAUGCUGAAGCUUAUGUCAAAAGUGGUGAGAUCUUCGAGGAUAGGCAAGCCAAUUUUGAGAAACAAUCAAAGACACAAGAGAAGCUGGUCGCAAAUGCACAGGUUCUCUGCGAUGUUCUUGGCCAGGAGAUGCCCUAUCUCGAGGAGAAGGACAGUACAGACAACGCCGCUUCAGGAACUGUCGGCAUGAUCAAGACAGGCGACUAUCUUAAGGGUUCGGGUGAAGGCGCAGGCAUCUGGGAAGAUGAGGACGAGCGUCGCUUCUACGAGAAUCUUGUCGAUCUCAAAGGUCGUGUCCCAAGCAUCCUCCUUGACGACUCAAAGAAGAAGGCGGAGACGGAAGAAGCCCCUACUGUGACCACUGACAGUAAGACUGGGAAGCCCUCUGAAACCGAAGACCAAUCGACCGCAAUCGCAAACAAGACAGUGGGCGCCCAAGUCGACGCAAUCCUCAUCCGCCUGCCCGAACUGCAGACCAAGGAGAUGGUCGAUCAAGUUGCGCUGGACUUCUGUUUUGUCAACUCGAAGGCCUCCCGAAAUCGUCUGAUCAAGGCGAUCCAAGAAGUUCCAAAGGGUCGCAUCGAUCUACUUCCGCUUUAUGCGCGCCUUGCAGCCACCCUUGGACAAUACAUGCCAGAUGUUAUUCAGGGACUAAUCUCACAUCUAGAUGAUGAAUUCCGCAGCCUUCAAAGACGGAAAUCCAAAGACUUUCUGGGACAGAUCCGUAUGGCGAAUAUUCGUUACCUUGCGGAACUCACCAAAUUCGGUAUCGUGCCAGAACAUGUGAUCUUUCACUGCUUCAAGGUCAGUCUCGACGACUUCUCCAGAAUGAACAUUGAGAUCAUCGCACAUCUAUUGGAGAAUUGUGGUCGCUAUCUUCUGCGCAAUCCCGAGACCACCCCACGUAUGACAUCCUUCCUGGAGACACUGAACCGCAAGAAAUCUGCACAGCAUAUGGGAGCUCAGGAGCGAAUGUUGAUCGAGAACGCCUUGUACUACGUCGACCCUCCCCAACGAGCGGCCAUCCAGCAAAAGGAUCGGACACCUACUGAGCUCUUCGUACGACAGCUAGUCUACAUGGAUAUGACGAAAAGAAACUAUAUGAAAGUCCUCAAGACCAUUCGCAAACUGCACUGGGAGGAGAAAGAGGUCGUGCAGAUGCUCGAAAAGAUUUUCAGCAAGCCAGGGAAGGUCAAGUUCAGUAACAUUCAUCUCUUGGCUGUGCUGCUUCAAGCACUGUUUCGGUAUCAUCAAGAUUUUGCGAUUGGAGUGAUCGACAACGUUCUCGAGUACGUCACAAUUGGCCUGGAGCAAAACGACUUCAAGUUCAAUCAGCGGAGAAUAGCCGAAGUCAAGUACCUGGGGGAACUCUACAAUUACAAGAUGAUUGACUCAACGGUCGUCUUCGACACCUUAUACCGACUCGUCACAUUCGGCCACGAGGGUGGGACCCCACAGCCUGGCAACUUUACACCUUUUGACCCUCCGGACGAUUAUUUCCGGAUUCGACUGGUGUGCACUAUUCUUGAUACUUGUGGCAUCUGUUUUGACAGAGGUAGUUCUAAGAAAAAGCUUGACUUUUUCCUGACCUUCUUCCAGUACUACAUGGCUACUAAGGAGCCUCUACCUAUGGAGAUUGACUUCCUUGUGCAAGACACAUACUCCCUUGUGCGACCCAACUGGAAACUGGUCACGGACCCUGGAGAGGCUGCGCAGGUCUUUGCUGAAGCGGUGAGCGCAAAUUACAAGCAACAAGCAGCAGAGAAGUCUGCCGAACAGGUGGAGGAUAUGGAGGACUCGGCCUCGGACGAUGCACUCGGCGAUGGCGACGGUGAAGUCGAGGGUGAGGUUGCUCAAUCUUCAGAAGACGAUGGUGAUGCGGGUGUAGACGAGGAUACUGGUGAGGAGAGAGAGGAGGCCGACUCGGACGAAGAAGAGCAGAUCGUGGUCAUGCGCCAAGAAGAACAGCUCGAUCCCGAGGCUGAAGCUGAGUUUGACCGUGCAUUCGAGAAAAUGAUGGCCGAGAGCUUGGAUUCGCGCAAGUUCGAACGUAAGACGCACUUCGACGUACCAAUACCUAUUCGCAAGAUUCAACGAGGACCGAUCGAGCCAAUCGACGACGAGUCUACCCCCGCACCUAGGCCUGAGCCCAACACGAUGGCGUUCUCGUUGAUGACAAAGAAGGGCAACCGACAACAAGCAAGUAGCCCUGAAUCGCGGAGCAUGACUAGGACGAUCGAGCUGCCCUCUGAUUCGAGCUUCGCAGUUUCGAUGAAAUCCCAGCAAGCGGCCGAACGAGAAGAACAGCAGCGGAUCAAGAACCUUGUCUUGAACUAUGAUCUGCGCGAAGAUGAUUCCCAUGAUGGUAUUCCCAAUGGAUUUCCUUGUGGCCCUAUUGAGCAACCCCCGUUAGAGAGGAACCCCAAUACUAAAGGUCUCAAAUUAGGCCCGAACCAUUACAAUCCUCCCCUCAGCCGCUCUGAGAGAUCAGGGCGCCAUGCGCCCCGAGCAAGAAGGCUUAACUUGAGCGACGUCGACUGGUAUGGCAAGAAAACUUCCGCUGAGAAAGCGGAGAACGAGGCACCCAUGAACGCUCGUUCGCCGGCUAUCAGAACUUCCAGAAUGUUUAAGAAGCCAGGCUGA
Cladophialophora yegresii CBS 114405 is the source of this 3594-nucleotide messenger RNA. RefSeq lists its product as uncharacterized. Gene Ontology annotation, molecular function: RNA binding; protein binding. NCBI's taxonomy places the organism in Eukaryota, Fungi, Ascomycota, Eurotiomycetes, Chaetothyriales, Herpotrichiellaceae. The record is from RefSeq and is a predicted model, not a curated record. The coding region runs from base 1 to 3594 and encodes 1197 amino acids. Gene Ontology annotation, cellular component: cytoplasm; exon-exon junction complex. The transcript has 5 exons. Gene Ontology annotation, biological process: nuclear-transcribed mRNA catabolic process, nonsense-mediated decay.